AUGGUGCUGCACUGGUGGCAGAGACAGAACAGCCAGGCAAAGCCGGUCUUUACGGCGCUGCGCUGCACUGGUUGCAGAGACAAAACAGCCUCUCAGCCGGGCUCAACCGGUCGUUACGGCACUGCGCUGGUGGCAGAGACAAAACAGCCUCUCAGCCGGUCUUUACGGUGCUGUGCUGCAGUGGUGGCAGAGACAGAACAUCCUCUCAGCCGUUCUUUACGGUGCAGUGCUGCACUGGUGGCAGAGACAGAACAGCCUCUCAGCCGGGCUCAACCGGUCUUUACGGUGCUGCGCUGCACUGGUGGCAGAGACAGAACAGCCUCUCAGCCUAGCUCAACCGGUCUUUACGGUGCUGCGCUGCACUGGUGGCAGAGACAGAACAGCCUCUCAGCCGGGCUCAACUGGUUUUUACGCCACUGGACUGGAGGCAGAGACAGAACAACCUCUCAGCCGGGCUCAACUGGUUUUUACGCCACUGGACUGGAGGCAGAGACAGAACAACCUCUCAGCCGGGCUCAACUGGUUUUUACGCCACUGGACUGGAGGCAGAGACAGAACAACCUCUCAGCCGGGCUCAACUGUUUUUUACGCCACUGGACUGGAGGCAGAGACAGAACAACCUCUCAGCCGGGCUCAACCGGUUUAUACGGCGCUGCACUGGAGGCAGAGACAGAAAAGCCUCUUAACCGGGCUCAUCCUGUGGUAAUGGCGCUGCGCUGUGCUGGUGGCAAAGACGGAACAGCCUCUCAGCCGGGCUCAACCAGUCUUUACAGCGCUGCGCUGCACUGGUGGCAAAGACGGAACAGCCUCUCAGCCGGUCUUUACGGUGCUGUGCUGCACUGGUGGCAGAGACAGAACAACCUCUCAGCUGGGCUCAACCGGUCUUUACGGCUCUGUGCUGGUGGCAGAGACAGAACAACCUCUCAGCUGGGCUCAACCGGUCUUUACGGCUCUGUGCUGGUGGCAGAGACAGAACAGGCUCUCAGCUGGGCUCAACCGGUCUUUACGGCUCUGCACUGGUGGCAGAAACAGCCUCUCAGCCGGACUCAACCGGUUUUACAGCGCUGCGCUGGUGGCAGAGACAGAACAGCCUCUCAGCCGGACUCAACCGGUUUUACAGCGCUGCGCUGGUGGCAGAGACAGAAUAACCAGCAGUAUUCCCCUUGGUCCUGGUCUCGACACUUCGAUGAAGACAGACGCCUCCCCGUCCCCCCAGCUAGGAACAUGAAGGGCUUAUCGGGUGGUCGCUCCCAGCACCAGAUCCCCUCGCCCCACGGGCUGGACCAGUUCGACUACCCUCAAGACAUCCAUGGCAUGGGCUACCAUGGUGGUGCCUCCGACUCGCGCCACACCUCCUACCUGCUCAGCCCCACUGAGAGCUGCCCCAUGGACUACCAUCACCGCUACUCACCGCGCAGCUCCAUUCACUCCGACUGCAUGAUGAUGUCCCCCGUCAUGAUGGCGCCCUCGUCAGUCGGCAUUGGCCCCAUCGACCACGUUUCCAGCAGCACCUUCCCCAGAAUGCACUACAGCUCCCCGUACUACGACUCGGCCACGCGGGACGACUGCGCCACCAUCACCGCCUCCGCCACCUCCCAUGCCGCUGCUGCCACCGCCGCUUCCGCCUUGCAGUACCAGGGCAGCGGCAAGAGCAACCGCAUCCCGGCCAACCUGCUGGACCAGUUUGAGAAGCAGCUGCCCCUGCACCACGAUGGCUUCCACACGCUGCAGUACCAGAGGGCGUCCACCACCACCAUGGAGCAGCGCAGCGAGAGCCCCGGACGCAUCCGCCACCUGGUCCACUCCGUCCAGAAGCUUUUCACGAAGUCCCAUUCUCUGGAGGGAUCGUCCAAGAUGAACGGCACCAAGGGUGAAGGAGGAGGAGGGGGACACCACGGCGGCUCCCAACACAGCCACCACGGAGGCUCCCAACACAGCCACCACGGAGGCUCCAAGCACGGCAGCAAGCGGAGCAAGAGCAAAGAGCGCAAGGCGCACCGCUCGGGGGGUGCGGGAGGCUUCUGGAGCUCUGACGACAACCUGGACAGCGACAGCACCUACCGCACGCCCAGCGUCAUGAGCCGUCACCACGGUGACUACGCCUAUGCUGCCCACUGCUACCCGGACUCCAUGCACCACAGUCACUUUGGGGACUUGUCCCUCAAGACCUCCAAGAGCAACAACGACGUCAAGUGCUCGGCGUGCGAGAGCAUGGCCAUGGCUCCGGAGGGGAAGUUUAUGAAGAGGAGUUCCUGGUCCACGCUGACUGUCAGCCAGGCCAAGGAAGCUUACAGGAAGUCCUCCCUUAACCUGGAUAAACCCAUGAUGCACACAGACCUCAAGCCCUCACUACGGGCCUGUCACUACCUGCAGGUGCCUCAGGAUGAGUGGAGUGGAUACCCGGAGGACGGGGACAAGGACGAGGAGAUCCCGUGUCGGCGGAUGCGCAGCAGCAGCUACGUGAAAGCCAUGGGAGAGGUAGACAACGACUCUGGUGGCGAAUCUGACGGCAGCCCCAAGACCUCACCCCAGAAGGCCAUCCGACCCGACGCCCUCGUCCUCAAAUCAGUUAUGCAGAGGCCCCAAAUAGACCCCCAAAGCCAGAGCUACCACUUGCAAACCACCCGAGACAUGAUGCGGCCCCAUCCCAGUGUCACCCUGGACCCAGCCUCCAACUACCCCCAACACCAUGUACCCCUGGGACCUCAGUUCCGCUCCCGGAACCAGAGCUACAUGCGGGCUGUCAGCACCCUCAGUCAGGCAAGCUGCGUCAGCCAGGUGAGUGAGACUGAGGUCAAUGGCCAGUUUGAGUCAGUUUGCGAGUCCGUUUUUAGCGAAGUAGAAUCCCAGGCCAUGGAGGCAUUGGACCUGCCUGGCUCGUUCCGCACUCGAAGCCACAGUUACCUGCGUGCAAUUCAGGCUGGGUAUUCCCAAGACGACGACUGCUUGCCUUCAAUGACAUCCUCCACUGUCACUUCAACUCUCAGAUCCACAACAGCUGUGAGUUUUUCUGGCUAUAAGUCGAAGACGUCCCCGCCGGCGCCACCUCGCGCCACCUCCAAGCCCCUCAUCUCUGUGACGGCCCAGAGCAGCACAGAGUCCACUCAGGACGCCUACCACGAGGGGAGGCACCAGCGGGGGAGCAUCCUGUGGGCGCCAGACGGUCUGGGCGGCUCGAGUCGAACCCUCUACAACUCCACCGACAGCCUGGACAAUGCCAAGGUGGUGACGCUGGCCAUGGAGAUGGCAGGGGGCAAGUGGCACGCCUCCUCGGGCAGCCACAGCUCAGUGCAGACGUGUGACAAGGCAGUGUUGGUGUCCAAGGCUGAGGAAUACCUCAAAACGCCACGCUCCUCCAUCGGGAUACAGGUGGAGACAGCGACGGACUCAGAUUCGGAGGGUAAAGGUCUUCCUCAGUACCAUUCUGUGGGCACCCAGGUGGAGGAUGACAAACGGCAUGGCAGGUUCAAGCGCUCCAACAGCGUGACGACAGCCGUACAAGCUGACAUGGAACUAGAGGGCUUCCCCACCAUGGAGGACAAGGGCCUGCAGUUUGGAGGGGGCUUGGGUUUCCGAGGGGGCCACUCGGAGCCCAGCACGCCCACCCAGUACGGGGCCGUCCGCACCGUCCGCACCCAGGGCCUCUUCAGCUACCGGGAGGACUACCAGCGCUCCUCCAGCGGUCCUCCCAGUCCGCAGCCCGAGUCGUGGCUGACAGAGCCCUCUCUCGAGGGGGCUGAGAUGGUUCGGGUGUCCCCCCUCCGCAGGGAUGGCAGCUGGUUCAUGCAGCUCCUCCAUAAUGAAACUAAGAGGAUGGAGGGAUGGUGUAAAGACAUGGAGAGGGAGGCGGAGGAGCAUGACCUGUCGGAGGAGAUCCUAGGGAAAAUCCGGAGUGCAGUGGGCAGUGCACAACUCCUCAUGUCUCAAAAAUUCCAGCAGUUGUACUGGUUGUGCCAGCAGAACCUUGACCCCAGCGCCAUGCCCCGCCCCACUUCUCAGGACCUGGCCGGAUUCUGGGACCUGCUGCAGCUCUCCAUCGACGACGUCACUGCCAAGUUUGACGAGCUGCAGCAGAUCAAGAGCAAUGAGUGGAGGCUCGUGGAGAGCCCAGAGAAGAAGACGCCAUUACAGGAGAGGAAGUGGCCUCCCCCGCUGCCAAAGAGGCCUCCGAAGGGGCGUGGCAGCGUGAUGCGGGAGCGCUCUCUGGACCUGCAGGACCGCCAGCGUCAGGAGGCCAGGCGUCGUCUUCUGGCUGCGAAGCGGGCGGCUUCCUUCAGACAGAACUCAGCCACGGAGCGAGCGGACAGCAUCGAGAUCUACAUCCCCGAGGCCCAGACCCGCCUUUGA
Coregonus clupeaformis (lake whitefish) is the source of this 4347-nucleotide messenger RNA. Its product is annotated as disks large-associated protein 2-like. Bases 1 to 4347 code for a protein of 1448 amino acids. The record is from RefSeq and is a predicted model, not a curated record. Gene Ontology annotation, biological process: signaling. Lineage: Eukaryota; Metazoa; Chordata; Actinopteri; Salmoniformes; Salmonidae. Gene Ontology annotation, cellular component: postsynaptic specialization; glutamatergic synapse. The transcript is spliced from 12 exons. Gene Ontology annotation, molecular function: molecular adaptor activity.